Molecule: messenger RNA, 2001 nt
Organism: Daldinia childiae
Lineage: Eukaryota; Fungi; Ascomycota; Sordariomycetes; Xylariales; Hypoxylaceae
Exons: 5
Coding region: 1-2001 (666 amino acids)
Source: RefSeq, a predicted model, not a curated record
AUGCAAUUAAGAUCGACUUCGACGGGUCGUAUAGAUCUCUAUGGAAGAUUAGCCGAAACCGUUGCUUACCCAGGCACUUCGUCCCGGCAGAGGGUAUUUGAAGAGUUAAAUUCUAUACGAGCAUACCACGACCUAGAUUAUACGCCCCCGAAGUCAACGGAUGACCAAAAGGCAUGGAAACUAUGUGAUGCUUGGGUAAAGAACUGCAUAAACAAUCAUAGCAGAUGCAAAAGCUUCAAUUCCUCCUCAUGGUAUCCGACGAGGCUUUUAUAUAUCGGUCAUCUUCCUAACGGAUAUCUCGACAAAUAUGAUCUCUGUUCCUCCAAUGUACAACUUCACUUGACGCAAGAUAAGCCACCUAAAGGGGGUUACAUGACACUUAGUCACUGUUGGGGUUUUAUCGCCUUUGAGAUGCUGAAGCUCACGGGCGAGACUUAUAAAUAUCGAUUAAAGAAUGGAUUUUCAUACACAGAACUUCCCAAAACAUUCCAGGACGCUGUCCGUCUAUCGCGGUUUCUUCAUAGCGACUACAUAUGGAUUGAUUCGUUAUGUAUUAUCCAAGGCUCCGAGGACGACUGGAUACACGAGAGCAAGGCAAUGAUGGAUGUAUACCGACAUUCGAAAUGUAACAUCGCAGCGACAUCAGCUCAAGGACCAACCGAAGGCUGUUUCUAUACCCGGGAUCCUACUCUAGUAUCUCCUUUGGAAAUUUCACUACGCCUAGGAAAAGAAGAUAGAGCCGCGAAAAAAUAUCUCUUCUCCUCCGACGAAUCAUGGUAUGUAAAUAUCGAGCAUGCACCAUUAAACAGGCGAGCCUGGGUUUUUCAAGAACGCACAUUAUCGCCGCGACAAAUCCAUUGCGCCAAAGAUCAGUUAUCCUGGGAAUGCAACCAAACUACUGCCUGCGAAACAUUUCCUUUCAUUUUCGAGCCUCACAUAGAGUUCAAGCAUUUCAUUUCCCUGGCUCAAAAUCUGACAAGCCUAAAUCUUACGUUGUCGGAAAUACAUAGGUCAAGAUCUUCUGAAACGAGGCGUGACUCGUUCUUGGGAGGUAGUCUUAUUAGCUAUCCCAUGGAGUCAGCCGAUUCCACGUCUCACAACAUACCCAGAUUUGAGCGGACGUUGGCACUUCUUGAAGAAGCCACCCCAGAGGAGAGGAUCGAGUGCUUGAGGAGCAAUAUAUACCUGGACUGGAAUGACAUAGUCUCUUGGUAUUCAAAUCUCGAGUUAACAUAUAAAACCGACAGGCUAGUGGCAGUCUUUGGGAUUGCAUCUCGAGUUCAGGAGGCUCUUAAAGAUACCUACGUCGCGGGCCUAUGGUACUCACGGAUUCCUUGGAUGCUUUUUUGGCUGGCUGGUACAUCCGAAACGGCCCCCUCAUACGACGCCGGCCCUUCGUGGAGCUGGGCCAACGUAGACAGAAGGGCCUAUUUCCAAAUCGUCCCAGAAGAUCACGACCGUGUCCUAAUCAAUAUUGACGAGGCUCAUGACGGACAUACGGGUGCCAAGAAAUCUCAAAUCGUUCUCGAUGUUCUAACCAACAACACACUUGCAUGUGUGAAGCUCAGUGCCCUCUUCUUCUACCGGCGCAUCUUCUGUGCUGGCGGGAAGCAGACCACAUUUGGGGCGGUAACUUGGGUCACAAUUGCCGUCGUCGUUCUGUGGCUUCUUGUUUUCCAGUUUCUAACGGGCUUUCAAUGCGGUACGCAUUUCUCGGCACUCUGGGAUGGCUCCUAUGUUCAGUACUGCACCACCUCAUUCCCUUUUCUAUACGGGCUUGUUAUUUCCGACUUUCUCCUGGACGUAUGGAUCCUCAUCCUCCCCAUCCCUGAUAUCUUACAUCUUCACACCACCCUGCAAAGAAAGCUAUUCAUCAUAGGUGUGUUCCUUUUGGCUUUCGUUGGCCUUGGUGCGUCAAUCGCUCGGAUGGUGCAGUACAUCAAAAUCGAGCUCGGAGGCCCAGAUUAUCUCCUCUAUACCGACCAUGAGCGUGAGUUGUAG